Messenger RNA from Amphibalanus amphitrite, 1448 nucleotides. RefSeq names its product unconventional myosin-VIIa-like. Gene Ontology annotation, cellular component: cytoplasm; vesicle; myosin complex. The record is from RefSeq and is a predicted model, not a curated record. The transcript is spliced from 9 exons. Lineage: Eukaryota; Metazoa; Arthropoda; Thecostraca; Balanomorpha; Balanidae. Gene Ontology annotation, molecular function: microfilament motor activity; ATP binding; actin filament binding. Gene Ontology annotation, biological process: vesicle transport along actin filament; actin filament organization. Bases 187 to 1272 code for a protein of 361 amino acids.
GUCAGUCGGCGAGCGGAAGCGAGGUGGGGUGUGUGCUGCGGCCGCGGGUUUCGCCACUGUGUGCUCCCUGUGCUCCACUGUGCUCUGGUGACCGUCGUGUGCGCGGUGUGACGCCGAACGGUGGUGUUCCGUGAUCGGAUAUGUUCAGCUGACCACUUACGUUGGGACUAGAAGAAAAUUAUCAGCAUGGAGUCGGUGUUCGGUGGGCACGGGAGCCGGCCGGAUGACGGCGUCCCGGACAUGACCGUCAUAUCGGACAUUGACGAGGCCGGCAUCAACCGUACCCUGCACGUCCGAUACGACCACGACCGGAUAUAUACCUAUACGGGAACGAUUCUUGUGGCCGUCAACCCGUACCGGGAGCUGAGUAUCUACGGACAGGACACCCUGUUCUCGUACCGGGGGCAGAAGAUGGGCUCCAAGGAGCCGCACAUUUUCGCUCUGGCCGAGGCGGCGUACACGGCGCUGACACGGGGAGAGGGGAACCAGUCGUGUGUGAUAUCGGGUGAGAGUGGCGCGGGGAAAACGGAGACGACCAAGUUCAUCCUGCAGUACCUGUGCUCGGUCACCUCCGGAGUCAGCACCUGGGUCGAGCAGCAGAUCCUCGAGGCCAACACCAUCCUCGAGGCGUUUGGUAACGCCAAGACGGUGCGGAACGACAACUCGUCUCGGUUCGGCCGGUUCAUGCAGGUGUGCUUCGACCCGCGGUGGCACAUCAAGGGCUGUAUCAUGCAGGACUACCUGCUGGAACAGUCGCGCAUCACGUUCCAGGGGCCCGACGAGCGGAAUUACCACGUGUUCUAUCAGCUGGUCGCCGCCGCACAGCGCGACUCGGAGCUGGCAGCCCAGUUCCAGCUGCGGGAGGCGGCCCACUACAGUUACCUGAACCAGUCGGGCUGCGUCCGACUGGACGGUGUGAACGACGCCGAGCGGUUCGACGCGCUGCGGCUGGCGUUCAGCGUGCUGCAGAUCCCGCAGGAAGUGUGCGAUGGCCUCUACUCGACCAUCUCGGCCAUCCUGUGGCUGGGGAACAUCGGGUUCCAGGACGUAGACGGCGAGAAGACGGAGCUGACGGAGGGAGACGUCACCAUCCUGGCCACGGUCUCUCAGCUGCUCGGCCUCGAGGGAGACGACGUGCGCCUGGUGCUGCUCAACAGGCAGAUCAACGUGCGCGGCAACAUCACAGAGAUCCCGCUCAAACCGCACGAGGCCCGCGAGAACCGGCACGCCAUGACCAAGGCGCUCUACUCCCGGACAUUUGCGUGGUGGUGAACCAGAAACACGUGCACAAACCCCGGCCAGGACAGCGGCGCCUUCCUCGGCGUGCUAGACAUCUUCGGCUUCGAGAACUUCGGGAAGAACUCGUUCGAGCAGCUCUGCAUCAAUUACACCAACGAGAAGCUGCACACCUUCUCAACCACUACGUCUUCGCGCUGGAACAGGAAGCG